CAAGUGGUUGAUGUCUGUUUGGGGAUAAUGUUCAUAAUACUUAUAUUUGCAGCUAUUGUGUGUGAAGUGUCAGCUGGUGUCUAUUUACAAGGUCACUCCAAAUAUGCUAGUCUCAAGAGCCGAUCCAUUGUCCUCGACUGUAGCAUUGUCGAGGAUUCGAACACGGGACCACGUCAAGUGAAUGUCCCUUUCAACUUGACAUGGACCUUUCUGCCAGUAGGUGGCAGCACAGAAAAAACAUUGGCGUCGUGGGUGCGUGAUGAUUCGGGUGACGUGCGGUUCUUUACAGACGAUGUUUUCAAGUACAGCGGAACUCAGCAUCUCCAUCUGAUGAUCAUGAACGUCUCCGCACACGAUGCCGGGACGUACACGUGCAGCAGCAACAUCACCGUGGCAACGAAGAGUUCUCAGCUUUUUGUUAUGGAACGUCCUACCUGUCACAACCGGAACCCGGAGGUGAGUUACAAGCAGACGAUAACUCUCGACUGUUUUGUGCACUUCGCGGGUAACGUGGUGCCGAAACUCGACUGGGAGCACGGUCGGGAGAUUCUCAACUCAACCAAGUCGAUGCACAACGAGACCAGUCUGUCCGCCCGGCUCACCCUUAUCGCAGGCAACGACAUGAACGGGCACAUCUACAACUGUCACGUCACCUACCCCGGUGUGCUGACGGCGCGAUGUCAGGUCCUGCCACCACUCAAGAUAAACAUUCCUGCUAGUAUCACAGCUGUGAUAGUGGAACCGGAUGUCAGGUUCAACGUGUUUGAGUCGGGAACCAACGUGAAGAUGUCGUGUGCUUCCCGUGGAUACCCUUCUCCUCUCUACUCUUGGUACUUUGUGCGCCGUGGUAAAACUCCUGUCCGCUUGUCCACUCAGUCUUUCUACACGAUUCGCAAUCUUCAGAGGAAGAGUGCGGGGACAUACCGCUGUGUCGUCUAUAAUGUCAUCGACAGAACAAGACACAGUGACAACAUGGAAGUGAACAUUACACUCAAAGAUGAGGAUUACAGUCGACCGGCAUACGUCAUAGAGAAAUCGGAAGACGGCAGUGGUGUUCUCAAAACAUCUUUGAUUCACUCUGUUAACAGAACUUCAAAACCUCGUUUUCGUUCCAUCUUCUCGCCAUACGCUAUCGGUGCUCUGAUAAGUGCAGGUCUUGCCAUUCUUCUCAUCAUCAUCUUUGUUGUCCUCGCCAUGAGAAUGAAGAAACGAGAACGCAAAUUGCGGAACAAAAUGACUCGAGCACAUGACGAAACUCUGGAUGAUCAGGAGGUGGAGCUGUUAGAUGAAAAUCUACAACAACCUGACUACAGACCAUCAGAAUACUCUCAGCUGCGUAUAAACUGGGAAAUCCCACGACAGGACAUCCGCCUGAUCGAGCAGAUUGGGAAGGGUUCGUACGUCGAGGUGUGGAAGGGACGAGUUCGAAUGGAGGCCACCACAAACAGCAUCGUCAGAGUGGCAGUCAGGAAACUCAUAGCUGACACAUCAGAAAAAGAGAGGCGUUUUUUUAUUUCUGAGUUGGAAGUUCUCAAAAUGUUACCUAGUCAUGGCAACAUCAUCCAGCUGAUUGCCAGCUACACGGUGAAUGACCCCUGGUUAAUAAUGGUUGAGUACGCUGGCCAGGGCUCACUACUGCAGUACCUACAGCGACACCGCCCUGGUCAGCAGGAAGUGAUAAUAGGUUCGAGUAGCGAGGGAGACAGCCAGGCGGUUCGACUCCGCAGUCAGGCGCUCACCUCUCACAAUCUGCUGGCUCUGUGUGCUCAGGUGGCCAGCGGACUCGAUCACCUGUACAAGUUCAAGCUCAUAUACUAUCGACUGAAAGCUGCUCACAUUCUCGUCGGGAAGGGCGGAGUCUGUAAACUGUCUGGGUUCGGCUUUCAGCAGCAGAUUGUGGAACGAAACCUGAACGAAUCGUCUUCGGCCCCAACUCGCUGGCUUGCUCCCGAGUGUUUUGAAGAACCCAACUACACUGUGCGAUCUGAUGUGUGGGCCUACGGUGUCGUCAUGUGGGAAAUACUGCACUUCGGACUGACUCCGUACCCAUCGAUGGGUCCACAAGAAGUGAAGGAGAAAGUCCAGUCGGGUUUCCGGAUGUCACAUCCAGAUCACUGCAGUGCUGCUUUGUAUAACACAAUGUAUGCGUGUUGGCAUAGCAACCCGGAGGACCGGCCAACGUACACAGAGUUGCUACAAGCGCUUGGAGAGCUGGUUUCUGAUCAUCAAUCUCACAUCGUCCUCGACCAGCUUCCCGAAUAUCUCAACUCAUCGGAGGAAGGCAAUGGCUGUAUUUCAUGAAAACAUAAUAUUCAUUUAUACAACAAGGCAGUGAAAAUGUAAUACUGUCUUUUAGAAGAAGACAUUGACUGUAUGUUGUGAAAAUGUUGGCCCCAAAACGCACUGAAUUUGGGUCUGGUUCUGGCGAGUUUGGUAAAGACGCCAUGUUUGGUGUAUUUUGAUGUCUGCAUCUGUAUCUGUUUCUGACCGGCCUCGGUGGCGUCGUGGUUAGGCUGGUAGGUACUGGGUUCAGAUCCCAGUCGAGGCAUGGAUCCAGAUACUGACUCCAAACCCUGAGU
This is a messenger RNA of Gigantopelta aegis, 2579 nucleotides long. Its product is annotated as fibroblast growth factor receptor homolog 1-like. Lineage: Eukaryota; Metazoa; Mollusca; Gastropoda; Neomphalida; Peltospiridae. Gene Ontology annotation, biological process: positive regulation of kinase activity; protein phosphorylation; cell surface receptor protein tyrosine kinase signaling pathway. Bases 28 to 2301 code for a protein of 757 amino acids. The transcript has 16 exons. Gene Ontology annotation, cellular component: signaling receptor complex. The record is from RefSeq and is a predicted model, not a curated record. Gene Ontology annotation, molecular function: transmembrane receptor protein tyrosine kinase activity; ATP binding.